UUUCCAUCUCCUCCUUUCUCUAAUAGCUCUGGCUUAGCUAGCUGACAAGUUUGAUAGCUAGCUAACUUUGUAAAGGAUUGGUUUCCAUUCCAUUUUAAGAAAACUAGCUAGUUAAUUCGAUACCGACAAAACAGGACUGGUUUAAGUUGGUUCGUUUGGGAAUAUGCCUAAGAAUAAAGGUAAGGGAGGAAAGAAUCGGCGACGUGGUAAGAACGAGAAUGAAUCAGAAAAGAGAGAGCUGGUAUUUAAAGAGGAUGGCCAAGAAUAUGCACAGGUGAUUAAGAUGUUGGGUAAUGGACGACUGGAAGCUAUGUGUUUUGAUGGAGUCAAGCGACUAUGCCACAUCCGAGGAAAGCUACGGAAAAAGGUUUGGAUCAAUACUUCAGACAUCAUCCUUGUGGGACUUCGAGAUUACCAGGACCAAAAAGCCGAUGUUAUCCUUAAGUACAAUGCAGACGAGGCCAGGAGUUUGAAGGCCUAUGGGGAGCUUCCUGAACAUGCUAAAAUCAAUGAGACUGACACAUUUGGACCUGGCGAUGAUGAGGAUAUUCAGUUUGAUGACAUUGGAGACGACGACGAGGACAUUGAUGAUAUCUGAAUCAGAACUAUUGUGGGCCACAUCGUUUAUGCAGAGGAAAGUGGACAUUUCUAUACUGGCAGAGGCAGUGCAACCUUGCCAACAACUCACUGCUUCCUCAAGUCAGUUGAGGCAGCUUAUUUCCCUUCUCUUGAGACUGCUUAAAGCCUGGAUUCUGUCACUGAACAUCCGCACACCUACUUCAGUUCACACUGUAUUAUUUUAUUCCAUAAUGUGGAAUAUACUCUAAAAUUACAGAACACCAGAGUUUACAAUAAAAACUUCAAUCAUUUUA
This is a messenger RNA of Coregonus clupeaformis (lake whitefish), 872 nucleotides long. RefSeq names its product eukaryotic translation initiation factor 1A, X-chromosomal. The transcript has 7 exons. Gene Ontology annotation, molecular function: RNA binding; translation initiation factor activity. The record is from RefSeq and is a predicted model, not a curated record. Gene Ontology annotation, cellular component: cytoplasm. Bases 164 to 598 code for a protein of 144 amino acids. NCBI's taxonomy places the organism in Eukaryota, Metazoa, Chordata, Actinopteri, Salmoniformes, Salmonidae. Gene Ontology annotation, biological process: translational initiation.